ACUGACAUUCUUAUCAUUGUAAUUUACAAGACGUCAAAAUCAGUUGGUACCGUACACAUUUUCAAGGAAAAUGACCAAAUUAAAUUAAUUUAAUUAUAUUAUAGGUUACAAUUGUUUACUAAAAUGAAAGAAAAAAUGCGUUGUUGUCUUUUCUUAUUGUUAAGUUUAAUAUUAAGCGUUCGUGCGUGGGAUGACGACGAUUUGGAAGUAUUUGACGUGGUUGAAGAAGUAAAUCAAAAUUUUUAUGAAUUUCUCGGGAUUUCACAAGAUGCUUCCCAAUCGGACAUUAAAUCAGCCUUCAAAAGGUUGACGUUAAAGUUGCACCCAGAUAAAAACGAUUCACCUGAUGCAGACGUUCAAUUCAGGAAUUUGGUUUCUAUUCAUAACAUACUUAAGGAUCCUGGGAAAAGAGAAAAGUAUAAUGAAGUCUUAGUGAAUGGUCUUCCAAACUGGCGGUCAGCCGUGUAUUACUAUAGACAUGUAAGAAAGAUGGGCCUAGCCGAAGGUUCGAUUAUACUUUUUAUAAUCAUAACAUUUGGCCAGUAUGCUGUCGGUUGGGCUGCCUAUCUAGAAAAGAGGUUUACAGCUGAACAAAUUUUGAAUAGUAGAGGCAAAAAAUCGAAAAAGUCAGGCUUUGAUACAGGCAUAGCGGAAAUAUUAGAUAUGUUACCUAAGCCCAGUAUAAAGGAUACAUUACCUUUUCAAAUACCGAGAGGAAUAUGGUGGACUAUUACAGCCAUCCCUCUCGCUAUCUCUGAGUUGAAGCGACGAAGGUUGGAGGAAAUAGAAAAAAAGAGAAGAAAAAAGAAAAUGGAGGAAGAAGAGCGCCUCCGAGCUGAGCGUGAAGUAGAACAAGUCAGCACCGCACGAAGGCGAAGAGCCUUCGUGCCGCCUGCCAGGGACUGUCUUCUGGAUCCGGGGGCGGAGCCCGAGGAAGCCGCUCCCGUACCUGUGCCUGUCAAACCUUCCCCUCCAGUGAUAUCAGGUGGCUUGUGGACGGACGAUGACUUAGCAGAACUUGUUCGUUUGGUUAAAAAGUACCCUCCAGGGGCCGCUGAACGUUGGGAAAGAAUCGCUGAAGCUAUGUGCAGAAGUGUUCCUGAAGUCACGCACAUGGCCGCAAAAUUGAAAGAAAACUGCUAUAAGUUGCCAGGACAAGACACUGUUGAGGAAACUCCUCAAGAACCGCCUAAAAAGGUGAAGACUCGUAAAGCGGAAGAGACGAGUGGAGGAAACUGGACGCAAACACAGCAGAAAGCGCUUGAAGCUGCUUUAGCCAAAAGUCCUAAGGGUUCCUCCGGCGAUCGUUGGCAAAAGAUUGCCAAUGCUGUGCCAGGGAAGACAAAGGAGGAAUGUAUGCAAAGGUGCAAAUAUUUGUCAGAGCUUUUAAGGAAACAGAAACAGAAAGAAGAAGAGGAAAUGCAAAACAAAAAUGCAGAAGAUAACGACAAAGAGACAGAACAAGAAUCUUUAAAUUAAUAUUUAUAAAAUUAAAUGAGAAUAGUACGAUUUUUUAAAAGUUACCAAUAAACUUUAAUAAUCUGUUAUAUCGGCAUAAUCCGUGUAAAAUUUUUGGCCCAAUAAUUUAUAGUUCUAUUUAAUAUGGCUGUAAUGUAAGAAUAAAUAUUUCAACUAUUAUGUAAAAGUUAUCUCAAUUAUUUUGAUAAUUUUUAAAAAAUCGCGCCCAAGUUUAAAACGUUAAAGUCAUCAAACGUCAAAGCUCAAAAUUGUUCGUGGUUGGAUAUAAAUGGCAUUUAAAUCAUGACAAAUGAAACAAAAGAGAUAAAUUGUAAAUAUUAUAUUCGUUAUUUAUAAUAAAUGAUUAUUAUCAUCA
Messenger RNA from Melitaea cinxia (Glanville fritillary), 1834 nucleotides. Its product is annotated as dnaJ homolog subfamily C member 1. Bases 124 to 1479 code for a protein of 451 amino acids. NCBI's taxonomy places the organism in Eukaryota, Metazoa, Arthropoda, Insecta, Lepidoptera, Nymphalidae. Gene Ontology annotation, cellular component: endomembrane system. The transcript has 8 exons. The record is from RefSeq and is a predicted model, not a curated record.